This is a messenger RNA of Phoenix dactylifera (date palm), 2309 nucleotides long. Its product is annotated as putative protein phosphatase 2C 64. Gene Ontology annotation, molecular function: protein serine/threonine phosphatase activity. Gene Ontology annotation, biological process: protein dephosphorylation. Lineage: Eukaryota; Viridiplantae; Streptophyta; Magnoliopsida; Arecales; Arecaceae. The record is from RefSeq and is a predicted model, not a curated record.
CCGACCAGUCCCAAAGGGAAGUUAAAAAAAAAGAAAAGAAAAGAUGAAACAAAGGAAAGAAAAGGAUUAAUUUUUCUUUGCGUGCUUGCCGGGUUCCCCCAUUCCUGCUACAUCUCUCGCAGUCAUUUCUUUUAAUUUUUUUGUAAAUAAAUAAUAUGGUAAAGAGGAGCAGCAUCCGCCCUUCCUGCUCUCUUGGUCGAAGUCGUCUCGUUAGAUGAUUCUUUCUCUCGCCCUCACGCUCCGUUGGUUUUAACGUAUUGCUGUUGUUGGCAUUGGCGCUGUCAACGUUUUCUUCUGCAUGCUCCUCUGUUUGUUUCGUCUGCUUUGUCCCCGAAGUCGUCUCUUCUACUGUACGGCCCCCAGCCCGCUCUCAUCCUCGCUGAGAUAACCCGCAGUCCACCGCACCCGGAAAAAACAAAGGCUACCAUUUCUUCCACUCCUCUCUUUCCCUCGUUCCCUUCUCUCCUCUCUUUUUCUUUCUGUUUUACCUCCCCUAUUUAUUUAUACUUGGGGACCAGCGGGGAAGGAGGAAGAAGGGGCUCUCUCUCUCUUUCUUUGUUAUUCUUCCUUCUGCGUGGGUUAGAUGUGGUGGCAUUGGGGCGCCUGAUGGGGAACUGCCAGACCACCGUCGGCGCUGCCGCUAGCGGCGGCAGUACUGCCGCCGCCGCCGCUAGGAGGAGGAACCGCGCCGGCUGGCGGAGAGGAGGGGGCAAUUGGUCGAAGUUGCCGCGGGAGGACGAGCUGCAUUUGGUUCCGGGUAGGAUCUUCUCGAACGAGGGCAGGAGCAGAACGUCCUCUAUCUACACCCAGCAGGGCCGCAAGGGCAUCAACCAGGACGCCAUGAUUCUUUGGGAAGAUUUCGGCGUGGAAGGUGGCGUCCUCUGCGGGGUGUUCGACGGCCACGGUCCGCAGGGCCACCUCGUGGCGCGCAAGGUCCGGAACGCCCUCCCCCUCAAGCUCCUCUCCUCUCUUCCCCUUCUCGGCGGCGCCGCCACCCGCCGCACGGGACUCGGAUGUCUCGGGAGGGGGCGCGCCCCUCUGGCUCCUGCCGGCGAUGCGGAGGCGGGGAUGGAACACGAGGAGGAGGAGGAGGAGGUGUUGCUUUCAGCUUGGAGGGAGGCGUUCGUGAGGUCGUACAAGGGCAUGGACAAGAAGCUCCGUUCCCACCCCAAUCUCGAUUGCUUCUGCAGCGGCACCACCGCCGUCACCGUGCUCAAGCUGGGCUCCAAGCUUUAUAUUGGCAACAUUGGCGAUUCUCGUGCGGUCUUGGGGUCCAAGGAUGACAGCAGCGGCUCCAUGGUCGCUGUGCAAUUAACUGUCGACCUCAAGCCUGAUCUCCCAAGGGAAGCCGAGAGGAUCAAACGGUGCAGGGGCAGGGUGUUUGCACUGCAGGAUGAGCCCGGGGUGCCGAGGGUGUGGCUGCCGUUCGACGAUGCUCCUGGGCUGGCGAUGGCUAGAGCUUUCGGGGAUUUCUGCUUGAAGGAUUAUGGAGUGAUCUCGGUGCCAGAGUUCUUCCACUGGACGCUCACGGAAAGCGACCAGUUUGUCGUUCUUGCAUCUGACGGCAUCUGGGAUGUUCUCAGCAAUAAAGAAGUCGUGGAUAUCGUGUCCUCAUCUCCGACUCGAUCAUCUGCUGCAAAGUUCCUGGUUGAAGCUGCUGCUCGUGAAUGGAAGCUUAAAUACCCUACUUCAAAAAUGGAUGAUUGUGCAGUGGUUUGCUUAUAUUUUGAUGGAAAAAUGUAUCCUGAAUUUGAAUCUGUGGAGAAUAGCACCACCAGUAUGGUCAACUACAGCUGCGAGGGUUCUGUAAUCGAAUUGAACGAAGCACACAACGAAGAACCCACCUUGGAUAGAAAUUUCACAGUGAGGUCAGCAGGGAACACUAGAAUAUCUGUUGUGGCUGAUGAAAACAAAGCAGAUAGCAUGGAGGACCAGAGUUGGUCAGGCCUGGAAGGAGUGACACGAGUCAAUUCGCUGGUUCAGCUUCCAAGAUUUUUGGAUGAGAAGGUGACUCUCUGAUGCUUGUUAGCAAUCUCGUAGUUCUGUUUGAUCCAUUUCCAUGCAACCUUAGUACCUCUUAUGGAGUGAGUUGUAAAUUUGGAACAAUGCAGAGGUUUUGUUUGAACGUUUUGUCCACCUUAGUUCAUGGGAAACAUUAAACCUGUGUAGUCUGGAAAAACUUUUUGUUGCUGUUUGUCUGAUUGUAUCCACUGGAUGAAUCAGUCAAGUAAAGUGGCCCCAGAGUUUGUGAGCUUCGCAUUGACAGGUAUGAGUGGUCUCCUGAACCACCUACAUUAUUGAUUGUCCUU